UAUUUUACACUUUCAAGCUAACUCUUGUGUCUUUAGGUGCGCAAACAGAACGUGUCACAUUCCACCCGAGUCGCUUUUGACCUGCAAGCAUCAGCAAAGAGCUGCAGAAAACAGAGAGGGAGGCGCGCGAACGUAUAGAUGAGAAGAAAAAGCUCGUUCCUCCUUCGCCAUCAUCUUUAAUUGCAGAACAGGUUCUCGUCUGCCCCCGAAGGUUGUCACAAUAUGAAAUAGCGAGGAUCACAGCGGGAUCAAACUCAUGUAAGUUACAUGAGCAGGCUAAGAUCUUCAAAGAGAGAGAGAAAUAAGUAAGUCAUUAAGGAUUUUCUGGAAGAAGAAAACUUCAGCGCGAUGCUGACGUAGGGGGAGUUUUUUUCUUUUAAAGGACCGAAAGCUGGUAGUAAAAAUAAAUAAAUAAAUUAAAAAAAAAAGGAAGUGCCUCUUUUCUGCCUCCUCCUCUUGUGCAAAGGAGAGGUGGAGGGUGGGGGUCGAGCUGCAAGGGGAGAGGAGGGUGGAUUGGAUUCCUCAGGUGUUUGCCAGCUCGGCUGCAGUCAUGGCCGGGAGCUCAGAGAAAGUACCGAUUGCGUCGGCGGGACCCGAGGACGUGCAUCAGUUCAUGCCUCCGGCUUACUCCGCAGUGGCGGUCAAACCCGCCGCCACCGGCCGCCUCCUGAAGGCAGGAGUGGCGGUGCUCAUAGCUGGAGCUGUGCUGCUGCUGCUGGGGGCCGUGGGGGCUUUCUACUUCUGGAACAACAACGAAAAACACGUCUACAACGUCCACUACAGCAUGAGCAUCAACGGCAAAGUGGAGGACGGCUCGAUGGAGAUCGACACAGCCAACAACAUGGAGCGGUUCAGCACCAGCAGCGGGGCGGAGGAGGCGGUGGAGGUCCACGACUUUGAGAUUGGGAUUACAGGGAUCCGGUUUGCGGGAGGAGAGAAGUGUUACAUCAAGACUCAGGUGAAAGCUCAUCUACCUGAUUUGGCGGCCUUGGACAAAGACUCGCUGACCUUUGACCUGGAGGAUGAAGUGAUGCCGGCAAAGUUCGAGGACGAUCUGAUCUGGGUGUCGGCUGAUGCUCCUCUUUCUGACUCCGCCUUCCUCAGCGACAAAAUCAAGGAUCUGUGUGAAGACCUGCCAAUCUUCUGGCUCCGCCCCACCUACUCAAGUAGCAGCCAGAGGAAGAGGAGAGCCGCACCUCAGCGCCGCCAGGCACCGGAAGACUACGAGGAUGUGGAGGCAGAGUUCAACCCGGAGAACCCCUAUCAGCGGAAUCUGGAGGGCGAGGCCGGAACCAUGGACAUGGACCCCAUGUUGGAUCACCAGGGCAUUUGCUGCAACGAGUGCCGCCGCAGCUACCCCCACUGCGUGCGGGUGUGCGAGCCGCUGAGGGGCUACGAGCCGUACCCGUACCACUACCGCGGCUGCAGGACGGUCUGCAGGGUCAUCAUGCCCUGCAAGUGGUGGGUGGCUCGCAUCAUGGGGCUGGUCUAAGCGGUACGACGACGGGAGCAAGCACGCAGAACUAAAAAGAUGUUUUCAAUUUCAGAGGAUGCUUUAAAAAAAAAAGGAAACUUUAAUAGAUUUUUAUACCUCUCAACACAAAUGUUUCAUAAGCAGCUUCUAUAGUAUCUCUAUUUACUUCCUGUAAAUAUUUGUUUGCAUUCUUUCCCUUCUCUUAUAUCACGUACUGUAUACUGUACUUUAUCCUGCAUUAAAGACUUCAUCUCAAAGUGCAAUAACACCGAAUAAAACCUUUUUUUUUUAAGUGAA
This is a messenger RNA of Oryzias melastigma (Indian medaka), 1771 nucleotides long. Its product is annotated as leukocyte cell-derived chemotaxin 1. The transcript has 7 exons. Bases 551 to 1492 code for a protein of 313 amino acids. The record is from RefSeq and is a predicted model, not a curated record. NCBI's taxonomy places the organism in Eukaryota, Metazoa, Chordata, Actinopteri, Beloniformes, Adrianichthyidae. Gene Ontology annotation, biological process: negative regulation of angiogenesis; negative regulation of endothelial cell proliferation.